AAGGAACAGAAAAAAAAUUGAAUACUUAGGAGUGGAGAAAGGAAUAUAUUGUAUAGUUCGGCGGUGAGACGUUGAAUGGACCGUAUAUACUUGGUCAUGUUAAAGGAAUUCCCGUAUCAAUUUUACCGCUUUUGUUCCGAUUGUUUAUCCUCCAAGCAAAAGUGACCAAAAUAUUAUUGGAUUAUUUACCCAGCUAUUUAAGAAUUAAAGCAAUAUUAUUUCUUUAGCCCCUGCUUUGUCAAGUCCAGAAGACGAUCGGCAUUAAACGAGAUUGACACGGGGAUCGACCCUCUCCGCCAACCCGCAACACCCGUGCUUCUUGAAUUUGAAGAAGGAAUAUAAAAAAUAUUAAUUUUCAUAUACUCAGUAUUUGAAGAAAAGGAUUGAGAUCUCAUUCGAUCAAAGAAAAACAGGUUUUGUUUUUGGAAGAACGAGCUGGAUACUUCUGAAGUUGAAAAAUGUAUUACAAAAUAUUUAAGAUAUCGUGGAUGAUUUAAAGGACUCUUGACUGAGAUUAAAUGAGAUUUGAUUAAGAUGAUAUCCAUGACAUAAGUAGGUAGUUGAUACUUCGAAUGACUCUUACUAUUCCUGAUGGAUUCCCCGCGAUGACAUCGAAGUUUUUGCUCAAUGGAUUUCUAUUAAUUCUAGUCGGGAUUCUUGUUUUGCCGGUGGAAAGCACGUGGUGGUUUAUCAGUCAGUUGCCGCUCCAUGCCGUAGGCGCGGGGGUGUUGUGUGAUAACAUUCCGGGACUCGCCGGUCGCCAGCGCCGCCUCUGUCGGAUGCAUCCGGGGGUGAUGGUCAGUCUCGGGGAGGGGGCCAAGAUGGGCAUCAAGGAAUGCCAGAGCCAGUUCCGGUUUCAUCGCUGGAACUGCAGUACUCUGGACAGGGACGCGUCUGUGUUCGGGAAAGUUAUGUUGAAAGUAGGGAGCCGAGAGUCUGCCUUUGUGUAUGCCAUCUCUUCGGCGGGAGUUGUUCACGCCAUCACACGAGCUUGCAGCAAGGGUAACCUACUACAAUGUGGGUGUGACCCCACCAAGGUGGGAAAAGGGAGGGACAAGUCGGGCUGGUUUGAGUGGGGAGGAUGCAGCGACAAUGUGCGGUGGGCCAGCCAUUUCUCCCGGAUGUUUAUUGAUGCAAGAGAACGGAGAGUGCGUGACGCACGCGCACUGAUGAAUCUCCAUAACAACCGUGCCGGAAGACGGGCUGUCAAGAAGUUUAUGAAACUCGCCUGUAAGUGUCAUGGCGUGAGCGGUGCUUGUACCAUUAGAACCUGUUGGCAAGCUAUGCAACCUUUCCGACGUGUUGGAGAAUACCUGAAGCGGAAGUACAACGGCGCCACCCACGUCAUGAUUGACCAAGGGGGCUCAGGAAUAGUUGUCGCAAAUCACCAUUUCAAGAAACCAACACGGAAGGAUUUAGUUUAUAUGGAGGCCUCUCCAGAUUACUGUGUACGGGACCUUUCUAUUGGGUCACUUGGUACAGCAGGUCGCCAGUGCAACAAGGCAUCACUGGGGACAGACGGAUGUGACAUCAUGUGUUGUGGGCGGGGCUACGACACAGAGACUGUGACGCAAUUUGACAAAUGUCACUGUAAAUUCCACUGGUGUUGCCAUGUCAAAUGUAAACUUUGUUCCAAGCGCGUGGAUAUUCAUACUUGUAAGGGACCUGGUCUCCAUGAUAAUGGCAAUUCUCUGAAUGGAUAAAAGUUUUCCAUCUUGUAAUGUCACCCACUUUGGAAAGUGCAAUUUUAAGGAGUGCUAUAGGACUGUGAUGUCAGGUGACUUGGCACCGUCACAAUAGUGACAAAAGACCGCGAAAAUUUUGAAUACAGUAUUUAUUGAAAUAUUUAUAUUGGCUUUGUUUAUAUCGUAUUUAUUUGUUUUUCUAUUGUUAUGUUUCACGUUUCUCAAUCUUAUACAUUAUGUAUUAAAAUAUGUUCUCAUUAAAAAUCAAGAUAAAUCAUCGAUUCAUAAAAA
Molecule: messenger RNA, 1976 nt
Organism: Magallana angulata
Lineage: Eukaryota; Metazoa; Mollusca; Bivalvia; Ostreida; Ostreidae
Product: protein Wnt-2b-A-like
Exons: 5
Coding region: 573-1703 (376 amino acids)
Biological process (GO): multicellular organism development; canonical Wnt signaling pathway; neuron differentiation
Cellular component (GO): extracellular region
Molecular function (GO): frizzled binding; cytokine activity
Source: RefSeq, a predicted model, not a curated record